CUCUCUCUCUCUUUCCGACGCGGGAUUUUCUUACAGCAGCUGCCGCCGCCGCCGCCGCCGCCGCCGCCAGUGAUCACCUCGCCGCGUGAAUCGCACCAAAUCGCCGGCGUGAGAUGGCGGUCUCCUCCGCGUUCGAGCCUUCCGCAGAGAUGGAGCGGUUCCUCUGCGAGCGGCUGCUGGACGCGGAGCAGCCCAUCGCCGAGCGCUUCCGGGCGCUCUUCUCCCUCCGCAACCUCCGCGGGGAAGCCCCGCGCAGUGCCCUCCUCCAAGCUGCAAGGGAUCCUUCUAACUUGCUGGCCCAUGAGGCUGCAUUUGCACUAGGGCAGAUGCAGGAUGCUCAGGCUAUUCCCGCAUUAGUGUCAGUUCUCAAAGAUCUUUCUCUACAUCCAAUUGUACGCCAUGAGGCUGCUGAAGCUCUUGGAGCUAUUGGCCUGGAAAAGAGCGUUCCCCUGUUGGAGGAAAGUUUAACAGCUGAUCCUGCUGUGGAGGUACAAGAAACUUGCGAGCUGGCACUAAGACGGAUAGAAGAGCAGAAGAAAGUUAAUGGGGCUGAGAGUACGACCACUUCACCCUAUCUCUCAGUUGAUCCAGCACUGCCUGCAAAACAUGGACUUUCAGUAGACCAAUUAAGGGAUCUUCUCCUCAAUGAGCAAGAAAGCAUGUACGAACGUUAUGCAGCUCUUUUUGCACUUAGGAAUGAUGGUGCAGAUGCUGCUGUUUCUGCUAUUGUUGCAGCUCUGGGCGUCAAAAGUGCUCUUCUACGGCAUGAGGUUGCUUAUGUGUUAGGUCAGCUGCAAAAUAAAGCCGCUUCAGAUGCACUUUCUGCAGUCCUGAAGGAUGUCUGUGAGCAUCCAAUGGUCAGGCAUGAAGCUGCUGAAGCCCUAGGUUCAAUCGCAGAUCAAGAAAGCAUUGCGCUUUUGGAGGAGUUUGCGAAGGAUCCUGAGCCCAUAGUCUCGCAGAGCUGUGAAGUAGCUCUCAGUAUGCUCGAGUAUGAGAGAUCGGGCAAGUCCUUUGAGUUUCUGUUCCUUCAGACUCCUCAUGUACAGUAGGAGUCCCCCUCCGUUGUUGGUGUUACUCAUUCGAGCUACAAGUGCCUAGGCUAGGCUCCUGUUCAUGGAUGAUCACUCGUUGAAGGGACUGAAAGCUUUGGUUAACGUGACUGCACCAGUUAUAUUUCCGUGGGCUUUGAUGAUACUCUAUCCUGAUAGGAUUUUUUUUUUGUCAAUCGCGAUAUGGAGGCUGAAAUAUUGAGCAGCUGAAGAGAGAAGGACACGAAAACCAUGUAAUCUAGAGAAACUUAUGAAGUUGGGCAGUUUGCAUUUUUCUGACAAUGGUUUGUACUA
Panicum hallii is the source of this 1343-nucleotide messenger RNA. Its product is annotated as deoxyhypusine hydroxylase-B. The record is from RefSeq and is a predicted model, not a curated record. The coding region runs from base 114 to 1049 and encodes 311 amino acids. Gene Ontology annotation, molecular function: deoxyhypusine monooxygenase activity. NCBI's taxonomy places the organism in Eukaryota, Viridiplantae, Streptophyta, Magnoliopsida, Poales, Poaceae. The transcript is spliced from 7 exons. Gene Ontology annotation, biological process: peptidyl-hypusine biosynthetic process.